CAAUACCCCAGGACAAACUCGGAACACAAGGGGGAAGAAACAAAAGAAAUGGGGGAGAGAGGCGGAGGAGGAGCAUCCAUGGAGAACAACUGGAGGAAGGAGGCGGACGACAACCUCAAGAGGCUACACUCCCUCCUCUUCGGCGCCGAUCUCGCCCUCGAGCGCGGCGAUCCCGCUGCCGCCCACACCCUCGCCCUGCGCCUCCUCGGCUUCCUCCACUCCCGCAUCCACACCCCCGUCGACGCCGCCUUCGUCGCCCCGAUCCUCGCCCAGGCGUCCUCGAUGGGCGCCGCCGCCUCUCGCGCCCUCGCACCCGAUUCCGAUUGCCAGGCAUUUGAACAGGCAAGAAGAGAUGUGGGCCAUGUCUUUGUGAAGAGAGGAGAUGUUGACAUUGAGAAGAUUAAGCAGUCAAAGUACUUCCGAUCUUUCCUUCAGAAUUCCAUUGGAAGUGAUGUUGGUCAAUCGAUUAACAAUGUGUCAUCCCAUGGCAAUUUGCUAGCUCUUCAAGGUUCUGCAAACCAGGAAACACACCAGUCUAUAAAGAGUCAACCAGACAGACAACAUGAGAAAUUGAGUGUCGGGGCAUCAAAGCUCAUGACACAAACAAAGAUAACAUCAAUAUAUGGCAGCAAGGACAUGAAGCCAAAUAGUAUUUCUAACAAGAAACUUCUGAACUCCGAAGGCAGCACUCCACAGGAGUGCAUUGAUGUUGAUAAUGAAUGUAUAAGCAAUCAUAACUAUAGGAAGAGCCAAGGUCGACCUUCUUAUAUACAAGUUGAAGAGGCAGAAAGGCCUUAUGGGAUGACUCUGAAAACAAAACGCCGUCAAACAGAGUUUACAAGUCCAAUAUGUGAAAGUGCAAAAUCUCCAUCAAGCAAUGAGGAAGCAAGUGUGGAUAACUAUGGCAAUGGAUUUGUAUCUGCAAGGACAAUAUUGGAAAUGGAUGCUAGGCAAAGGCAUGGUCUCACAGGACCUCUAAAUGCUUCUAUAUCUCCACAAAGUGAUAAUAAUCCAUCAGGAAACCUUAGAAACUAUGGCAUGAGGUAUGGUGCUUCUCGUCGUGGUUUAAGAGGUAAUUUUGUCCCCCCUAUCAGAUCCAGUGGAGGAAAUACGGGUAAUAUGAUAAGCUCAAGGAUUUCGGGGAAAUGCGAUGAUACCCUGGAGGAUUCAACAAGAAAAUGCCUGGAAAUGUUGUCUGGUCCUGAUGGUGAACUUCCGGAGAAGUUAAGAAAUCUGGAACCUCGUCUUAUUGAACAUGUUAGUAAUGAGAUAAUGGAUAAAGAUCCUAAUGUUCGUUGGGAUGACAUUGCUGGCUUGGAUCAUGCCAAGAAAUGUGUCACAGAGAUGGUUAUAUGGCCUCUAUUGCGUCCUGAUAUUUUUCGUGGUUGUCGCUCUCCUGGGAGGGGUCUGCUUCUAUUCGGUCCCCCUGGAACGGGCAAAACAAUGAUUGGGAAAGCUAUUGCUGGAGAGGCUAAAGCAACUUUUUUCUACAUAUCUGCCAGUUCAUUAACAAGCAAGUGGAUUGGUGAGGGUGAAAAGUUAGUGAGGGCACUCUUUGGGGUUGCCAGCUGUCGUGAGCCUGCAGUGAUAUUUGUGGAUGAAAUAGACUCACUUCUCUCUCAGCGUAAGUCAGAAGGUGAACAUGAAUCAAGUAGAAGACUUAAAACACAAUUUCUAAUCGAAAUGGAAGGCUUUGACAGUGGAAAUGAACAAAUCCUGCUUAUAGGUGCUACCAACAGACCUCAGGAGCUUGAUGAAGCAGCACGCAGGCGACUCACAAAGCGAUUAUAUAUACCUCUUCCCUCCUCAGAAGCAAGAGCUUGGAUCAUCCGUAAUCUUUUGGAGAAGGAUGGGCUGUUCAAGCUUUCAUGGGAAGAUACUGUUGCUAUCUGCAAAUUAACAGAAGGCUAUUCAGGUUCAGACAUGAAGAAUCUAGUGAAAGAGGCAUCUAUGGGCCCACUUAGAGAAGCCCUGCGACAGGGCAUUGAGAUUACAAAGCUGUCAAAAGAGGAUAUGCGACCGGUUACUCUUCAGGACUUUGAGAAUGCACUACAGGAGGUGAGGCCUUCUGUUUCCUUGAAUGAAUUGGGUACUUACGAGGAGUGGAACAGGCAAUUUGGGAGCUUAUCAAUCUAAUCAUCUAAUCAAUAUAUGCAACGAAAACUGUAGGUAGCAGCUUGAGGACCUAGUACUGAACCUAGUAUUUUUUUCUCGUCAUAUAUCAUUGUCAGUGAUCUCAUGUCUCUUCUAAUACAUUCGGUAUAACAAAACAGUAACUUAUUUGUGCACUUUGAUCUUGGGAAACAGAACUGCAGAAUGAAAAGGCUAAUAUUUACCCAGUAGUGGCCUAGGUCAAAAGCUUAGGUUUUAGAGGCAUGAAGGCUACAAGUCUUGAGCAAGUCUAGAUGGAGUCUAUGGAUACUGGUGUUUGUGAACUACAACAAGCAAAUGUCCUUGAAGCUCCUGUUCUUUCUCUGUCUAGGUUGUAAAAAUUUGUAAGGUAUGAUGUUAUUAGAUAUUAUGUCCCUGCAUUCUGAAUAGAUGGUUGAGCCAACUGGUCAUGAGAAUGGGUGUAAAAAGACUGGUGUAAAAAGACCUCAGUUGCAGUUUGAGGUCAAGGAUACUUAAUCUUGUGCACAGAUAACAAUUUGAGCAAAGCGAUUUUUUGGUUUUCCCCUUCUGUAACAUUUUCGAGCUGGGAGGAUUCACAUUAUGUUCUGAAGUUCUGUGAUUCAGUGCUUCUUCAUAGAAACAAGGGUGUGGAUACAAAUAAUUUUACAAGAAACUGUAUACACUAUCAAUUUUGAUAUUUUUAGCUAGGUUUUUGUGAAUGUUGUUUGUUGUUUCUUUCAUCUCCGAGUCAGGAGUGUCUGUGUGUAUUAUAUUUUCCUUCACAGAUUCAAAAUUAGUUUGGUUGCUAUCUGAGCUUUAUAUU
This is a messenger RNA of Elaeis guineensis (African oil palm), 2935 nucleotides long. Lineage: Eukaryota; Viridiplantae; Streptophyta; Magnoliopsida; Arecales; Arecaceae. The record is from RefSeq and is a predicted model, not a curated record.